Messenger RNA from Oryza sativa Japonica Group (Japanese rice), 1374 nucleotides. Its product is annotated as ubiquinol oxidase 1b, mitochondrial-like. Gene Ontology annotation, molecular function: alternative oxidase activity. NCBI's taxonomy places the organism in Eukaryota, Viridiplantae, Streptophyta, Magnoliopsida, Poales, Poaceae. Gene Ontology annotation, cellular component: mitochondrion. The record is from RefSeq and is a predicted model, not a curated record. Gene Ontology annotation, biological process: alternative respiration.
CACAUCGACCCGCCACACCACCUAUCACAGCAACACAAGCCAACCACAAAGAAUUCUCAUUUCCGGUAACUUUUCUCAAGCCUUUUUGGCGCUCUGAGAAUCAUCACACGGAAGUCAAGCCUUUGUUGUUGUCGUGAUUAGUUUAGUUUAGUCACCGAGAUGAGCUCCCGAAUGGCCGGAGCGACGCUGCUGCGCCACCUGGGCCCCCGCCUGUUCGCCGCCGAGCCUGUGUACUCCGGGCUCGCCGCGAGCGCCAGGGGCGUCAUGCCCGCCGCCGCGAGGAUUUUCCCCGCGCGGAUGGCCAGCACCAGCAGCGCCGGCGCGGACGUCAAAGAAGGCGCAGCCGAGAAGCUGCCGGAGCCGGCGGCAACGGCGGCGGCGGCGGCGACCGACCCGCAGAACAAGAAGGCCGUCGUGAGCUACUGGGGCAUCCAGCCGCCGAAGCUCGUGAAGGAGGACGGCACGGAAUGGAAGUGGCUCAGUUUUAGGCCAUGGGACACGUACACGUCGGACACGUCGAUCGACGUGACGAAGCACCACGAGCCGAAGGGCCUCCCGGACAAGCUGGCGUACUGGACGGUGAGGUCGCUGGCGGUGCCCAGGGACCUCUUCUUCCAGCGGCGGCACGCGAGCCACGCGCUGCUGCUGGAGACGGUGGCCGGGGUGCCCGGGAUGGUGGGCGGCAUGCUGCUCCACCUGCGCUCCCUCCGCCGCUUCGAGCAGAGCGGCGGCUGGAUCCGCGCGCUGCUGGAGGAGGCCGAGAACGAGCGGAUGCACCUGAUGACCUUCCUGGAGGUGAUGCAGCCACGGUGGUGGGAGCGCGCCCUCGUGCUCGCCGCGCAGGGCGUCUUCUUCAACGCCUACUUCGUCGGCUACCUCGUCUCCCCCAAGUUCGCGCACCGCUUCGUCGGCUACCUCGAGGAGGAGGCCGUGAGCUCGUACACCGAGUACCUCAAGGACCUCGAGGCCGGCAAGAUCGAGAACACGCCGGCGCCGGCCAUCGCCAUCGACUACUGGCGCCUCCCCGCCGACGCCACGCUCAAGGACGUCGUCACCGUCAUCCGCGCCGACGAGGCGCACCACCGCGACCUCAACCAUUUCGCAUCGGACAUCCAGCAACAGGGGAUGAAGCUGAAGGAUACGCCUGCGCCUAUCGGGUAUCACUGAUCAUCAUUCAUCAACGGGCGAUGCCUGCUCAGUUCAUCACCAUCACUGCUACUACAUGCGUAUUUUACAUCCUAUUUGGGAUAAACUUUGUUCUGUGUAUAUAUGUAAAUAAGCUAUUGUCACUCCGUUUUAUGCCUGUACCUAUAUGCAUGCUGAGAUUAUGCAAAUUGUGAAUAACAAUAUAGUAAGAUUUUUUUUGGAGUAGAA